Molecule: messenger RNA, 4568 nt
Organism: Oryctolagus cuniculus (rabbit)
Lineage: Eukaryota; Metazoa; Chordata; Mammalia; Lagomorpha; Leporidae
Gene: THPO
Product: thrombopoietin
Biological process (GO): positive regulation of hematopoietic stem cell proliferation; cell population proliferation; thrombopoietin-mediated signaling pathway
Cellular component (GO): extracellular region
Molecular function (GO): cytokine activity; hormone activity
Source: RefSeq, a predicted model, not a curated record
GGUGGAGGAGCUGGGCUCCACUAGUGGACCAUGGUCCAGGCAGGGGCUCCGGGUCCAGCGCGGCUGGGAGGAGAAGGCGUCACUUCCGGGGGCCUUUGCCAGUGUCCAGUGGCUCCCUGCUCUCUGAUUGGGCAGAAGUGGCCAGAGCAGGCGUGUGACCCCACUGCCGUGGAGAGGCUGUGCCCCAACGCCACAAGUCUUCCUACCCAUCGGCUCCCCAGAGCACUGCCUGCUGUGCACCUGGGUCCUUGAGCCCUUCUCCACCUGCAUAGAUUCCAGACCCUCUCUGCUGGCCUACCUGUGCCCCGCCCCACUCAGCCCCCAAGUGCGAGAGCUCCAGCCGGCUCCAUGGCCCCAGGAAGGACUCAGGGGAGAGGCCCCACUCAGGGAGCCACUCCAGCCAGACCCGCUGGCCAGAAUGGUGCUGACUGAGUUGCUCCUCGUGGUCAUGCUUCUGCUAACUGCAAGACUAACUCUGUCCAGCCCAGCUCCUCCUGCCUGUGACCCCCGACUCCUAAAUAAACUGCUUCGUGACGCCCAUGUCCUCCACGGCAGACUGAGCCAGUGCCCAGACGUUAACCCUUUAUCCACACCUGUCCUGCUGCCUGCUGUAGACUUUAGCUUGGGAGAAUGGAAGACCCAGACGGAGCAGACCAAGGCCCAGGACAUUCUGGGAGCAGCGACCCUUCUGCUGGAGGCAGUGAUGGCAGCUCGGCGACAGCUGGAACCCACCUGCCUCUCCUCCCUGCUGGGACAGCUUUCGGGGCAGGUCCGCCUCCUCCUUGGGGCCCUGCAGGGCCUACUUGGAACCCAGCUUCCUCCACAGAGCAGGACCACAGCACACAAGGAUCCCAGUGCCAUCUUCAUGAGCUUCCAGCAGCUGCUCCGAGGAAAGGUGCGCUUCCUGCUGCUCGUAGCAGGGCCCACGCUGUGUGUCAGGCGGGCCCCACCCACUGCCGCUGUCCCAGGCAGCACCCCUCUAUUCCUCACACCAAACAAGCUCCCAAACAGGACUUCCGGAUCGCUGGAGACCAGCUCCAGGGUCACAGCCAGAACUACUGGCGCUGGACUUCUGAACAGGCUGCGGGGACUCAGGGCCAAGAUUCCUGGUCUGCUAAACCAAACCCUGGACCGAGUCCCUGGACACCCGAACAGGACACACGGACCCCUGGGUGGAACUCACGGACUCUCUCCUGGGCCCUCAGCCAGCACCCUGGGAGCCUCGGUCAUUCCCCCAGAGACUUCGGACGCAGGUUCCUUGCCACCCAGCUUCCAGCUGGGAUUCUCUCCUUCCCCAACCCAUCCUCCUCCUCCAUGGUACACACUCUUCUCUCCUGCCCCAGCCUCACCCAGCCACCUGGUCCAGCUCCAGCCCCUGCGUCCUGACCAUCCGGCUACCACAGCCAACCCUGGCAGUCCUGUGCCGGCUGCAGCCCACCCUCAGAAUCUGGUGCCGGGAGGGUGAGGUGCUCAGCUGGUGACGUGGCCCAUUCCCUCCCCAGGAGAGAGGCCGGGCCGCAUGCCCGCUUUCGCCUGAAACCCAAAGCCCUGGUAACGAGGGACACACGGCGCAAACCAUUUUUCACUGUAUGUUAUAAAAUUUCAGAAGCUCCUAUUUUUUUAAGCUAUCAACAAUAUUCAUCAGAGCAGCCAGUACCUUUGGUCUGUUUUCUGCACACGUUUGCGCCUCACCAAAGCUCUAUGUGCUUUUCCACACGGCAGUUCUGGAAAGGCCUGAACUGGCUCGGCCUUUGGACAGAGGUGCAGACUGACCCUAUGUCAGAAGAAAGAGAAAGGUAUUUCCUUGGCUUCAAGACGAAGGCCCUCUGGUGCCCCCUCCCCUUCAUUAGCAUCCUCAGGAGAUUGUUUAAGCCUCUGUUCUGGAGAUCCUUACUCUUCAGGGACCAAAAGGCUGUCCCCAUGCAGCAGACAAAACCGAGCGUGUAAAGAGCACCCAAAAGCUAACUAGAAGGCAAGGAGAGAGGCUGCUCUCAUACACGCACUCACAGGAAGCCCGGGGAGCCUCACACCCCAGGUAGGCAGUGCUGUAGACAGUUCCUUAAAGAGGAGCCUUGGAUGUGACAGCUGAGCAAACAGCUACAGCUUCAGCAACUCAGCGGGAGGCUUCGCCAGGCCUGGGCUCCUGCCUCCCUCCUGUGGAGGUCAGGGGGAAAUGCAGGAAGUGGCAGGAGUCAGGCUCCUAGCCGCUCACACAGCAGGAGGGACAAGUGCAAGUACAAGCUCAUUUCCCAAUUCCCGCCAGUACUUCUAGGAGGCAGCCCUGUGUGACCACUGUAAACUCUGAGGGGAGGCUACAAAGGCCUCUGGGGCUGUGCGAGUGAGUGCUGCCCUGGUGCUCAGCAGGACGAGGCUUACGUUGCACAAAGACUCCACUGCAAACGUCAACCUGCUACCUGCACAGGCCAUGAAAACUGGUGGCGCCUCUUUCCCUCCCCCCCACAAAGGAAAGGAGGAGAGGCUCCUCUGUAGAGAGAGAAGGCAGGGAGCCAGAGUUCCAAACCCUGCUUCAAAUAACCCCAGCGUCACCAAAGGUAUUAAAACUGGAUGGAGAGCCAAUGUGCCAGGAAUCUCGAGUCCAUCACCUAUUAUAUGCUCCCACAACUCUGUACGGCGGGUAUUAUCACCUCUGUUUUGCAGAUGAGAAAACUGAGGCUCAGAGAAGCUAGGUGAAUUCCCAGUGGUCCCACAGCCUGUGAGCAGGGAAAGAAGAAUCAGCCUGGUCUGACUCACUCUGCACGCCACUCUCCCCAGUGCGGUGCUGUCCAAGGCAUCACUCAGUACUUCCACGUACUGCGGAGGACUUCCCAGUCCUUAGGGAGUAAAUACAUCAACAGUUGAGAGCUUCUGAGUACAAAGCCGAAGCUCUUGGAGGGGGUGACCACUUUAGACAUCUCCAGGUGUCCCCCUCACCCCUCAGGGACAGAACGGUUACCAUGGAGAAGGAAUCAACAAAUGCACAAAGUUCAAACAUGUUGUCUAAAUCUCAGACCGUGUCGGUUUCUGCAGGGGAGAGAAUUAGUUCAUCUGUGCCACAAAUUCCAGGAUACAGUCAAGGGAAUGGUAAGUGAAAACUGAAAUUUACUGAGACACUGAAGUAGGCUAAAUGUGGCACAUGACAAAGCCAGCAUCCAGGACAAGACAUGCCAAAGGGACAAAAGAAUUCUGUUUUCAGCACAAAUGAGAUAAGGCUGGGGAAGAAGCAAGUGCAGCAAGUUCCGGGUAUCUGAUCUGAUACUGGCAUCUGACUGAAGGAAUGUCAGAAGGCGAACACCAGAUUUUCCAGUGCAAACUAAUCUAAUCUGCCUCUACUCAGACUCUCACCCAUCCCCAAAUCACUGUUUGACUGAUUCUGUCCCCUUUCCCUGUCACACACACACACACACACACACAUCACAACAGAAUACCUGUCCUUCUUCAACUUCACACAAGUUCCCUCUUCCCCCCAGGGUAGCCAGGACACUCUAUGAUAGCCUCCAAACCACUACUGGCAAUUCAGUUUUCCCACUCUGACCUAAAGCCAUCCUUCUCCAAUCCCCCACAAAAACCUGACUUCAUGGAAAGGCUCUAGAAUUCCAUGGAGACACACCCCGACCCCCAAUGCAUCUCCUAUUCUCCACCCACCGCAAGGUAAAAACAGCACCCCUUGUCCGCCUCCCUGCUGAGGCCAUCCAUUUUCAACCCAUUUCCCUAAAUACUAUUGCUAACACCUCAUGUAAAGACCUGAAAAUGAUGGGGAAGGAACUGUCCUAGGCGUCCCAGCAGGGGACAAACCCAGGUGACAAAACCAGGAGAUCAAGAGACCACUGCUGCAUACACAGACGAUCUUUCUGGAUUGUUACCCUGAAUUUCCAGGGCAAAAACCAAAUCCCAUGUCCUUUCUAGGGGGCCUCUAAUGACAAAGUGAAGAGCCAGCUCAUGUGCUGGAGUCCUUGUAGUCAGCACUAUUUCCUUCACGCUUUCUUCUCCCACUUGUAAGUUAGUGACUGAGGUCCAGCUACCACACUGUCCUGGGCAGCAGCACAGGACAGCCAGCGUCCUCAGUACUGCUGCUCUGUCCACCCCACUGGCCCGUGAGCCGCUCCCUGCUUGGCGUCACUGCCGAGAAUCACCAGCACUUACCCUCCUCCCAGCUCACGCUAGAACAGAGCAGGGAGCCAGCGCCUCCACCUGCUGCCAUAUCCGAGUCCUCUCUUUCUACUCUCAUCACAGUAGCUGCGCCCAUGCCUGUGUCUGAAAGCCCCAACCCAAAGCUUCCAUAAAAAUGACCAACACUUCCAAGCUACGCAGUGACUCAGCCACACCAAGGUGAGCUGACUUCCCAGGAGACUAGCAGUGAUGGAAGGAAAUGAGCAGGCCAUCUUGCCAACUGGAACCUCUAGGCCAAGUAGAUGGUAUCAUCCAGGCCUGGGGUACUCCUCUCAGGAGCCAAAGCACGACAGCCUCCCCCCAAGACAGAAAACCACACUGGAAGACAGAUGUUGGAACCAGUCAGCCCGAAGACUGAGAAAACCCUGAACCCAGACGCCAAAAGCUAGCUGGUGAAAAUU